AAUAGGCAAUAGGAAAAAGGGACCCUGGGCCUCCUGGCCAAUGAACACUGCUGAAGUGUGAGUGAUCGCGGAAGGGCGGGGAAUGAGGCUGGGGCUGGGCAGUAAGAGGUAGGGCCUAGGACCUCUUAGCCAAUAGAAACGGAGAAAAGGGAACCAAUGAAAAAAGAGCCGGGCGGUCAACUUGACCUACGGCCAUGUCUAUUCAUGUACUGACAGCGUCAACAGUCAAUAGGAAGGGCUGAAGAAUUCUUCGACUUCCUGAGAUGGUCAGGAAGGAAUGACACCUAGAGAGAGGCGGGCUGAACUUGUGCUUAACUUAUCAGCCAAUGACUGUCUUUCUUCAUUUUGCAGAAGGCUAGGAAGAUCAGCAAAUGGUAGCUUCGAGGGGCAGGGUGCUGCCAGCAGGCGGUGCCAGAGCAAGAAUAGUCAGUGACAACCAGAGACAAGCGCGAGAGGAGGUGACAGCUGGAGACAUCUCUGAGAAGGAGCCUGGAGCAUCCUCGCUGCGGCUCCUAGCCAAUAAGAGAGCCACUGCCUUGCCCCCAGGAGAUCUAAGAUAUGGCACCCAAGAAGGCCAAGAGAAGGGCAGCAGCAGAAGGGAGCUCCAAUGUCUUCUCCAUGUUCGACCAGACUCAGAUCCAGGAGUUCAAGGAGGCUUUUACUGUAAUUGACCAGAACCGAGAUGGCAUUAUCGACAAGGAGGAUCUCCGGGACACCUUUGCAGCCAUGGGCCGUCUCAAUGUGAAGAAUGAGGAACUCGACGCCAUGAUGAAGGAAGCCAGUGGGCCCAUCAACUUCACCGUCUUCCUGACCAUGUUUGGGGAGAAGCUGAAGGGUGCGGACCCUGAGGAUGUAAUCACCGGAGCCUUCAAGGUCCUGGACCCAGAGGGCAAGGGCACCAUCAAAAAGCAGUUCCUGGAGGAGUUGCUCACCACACAGUGUGACAGAUUUUCCCAGGAGGAGAUCAAGAACAUGUGGGCAGCUUUCCCUCCAGAUGUGGGCGGCAACGUAGACUACAAGAACAUCUGCUAUGUCAUCACACACGGUGACGCUAAGGACCAGGAAUAGGGGACCCAAGGUCUCAGAAGACCUACAUAGGCAUCUAGCCUCCCCAACUCUCACCCGACCCCCAAUAAAACUCAACUGGUCUUUGUUUCUUA
This is a messenger RNA of Alexandromys fortis (reed vole), 1160 nucleotides long. It is a transcript of the gene Myl11, whose product is annotated as myosin light chain 11. The record is from RefSeq and is a predicted model, not a curated record. The transcript has 8 exons. Gene Ontology annotation, molecular function: calcium ion binding. Gene Ontology annotation, cellular component: cytoplasm. Lineage: Eukaryota; Metazoa; Chordata; Mammalia; Rodentia; Cricetidae. Gene Ontology annotation, biological process: skeletal muscle tissue development. Bases 559 to 1068 code for a protein of 169 amino acids.